Messenger RNA from Sinocyclocheilus grahami, 1186 nucleotides. RefSeq names its product collagen alpha-2(IX) chain-like. Lineage: Eukaryota; Metazoa; Chordata; Actinopteri; Cypriniformes; Cyprinidae. The transcript is spliced from 17 exons. The record is from RefSeq and is a predicted model, not a curated record. Bases 266 to 1186 code for a protein of 306 amino acids.
CUAUCCGGUCCUCAGUGCGUUGGGCUCUCUGAGCUCCCUGAGUUCUCAGGGGCUGGCUGUAGGGCUGGGUUACACCUCUCUUAUUCCUCUCCUCAGGUCCCUGCCACUGUGUUUUUCUUCCCUGUCCUGGGCAGCACACACACUCACAUACACACACCUUUCUUUUCCCUGGAUCCACCAUCCUGGGCUGAGAAGCCAGGAGAGAGGGUGGCAAGAUUUGGAGGAACCGCUGGGACGAUUGGUUUUUGAAUAGCGAUUCUUCACCAUGGCUAGAUUCUUCAUCAUCUUCAGAAGCUUGGUCCUGUUGCAGGCACUCUGCUUGGCCUUAUCGCAAGUGACCGGUCCACCCGGACCGCAGGGCCCCCUUGGUCCCGCUGGUCCCGCUGGAACUCCCGGCGCUGACGGCAUUGAUGGAGAAAAGGGCCCUCCUGGACCACCUGGACCACCAGGUCAAAAGGGAGAUCCAGGUGAGCCUGGUCCUGAUGGAUCUCCAGGGGAGGAUGGUAUUGAUACCGGUCCACCCGGACCGCAGGGCCCCCUUGGUCCCGCUGGUCCCGCUGGAACUCCCGGCGCUGACGGCAUUGAUGGAGAAAAGGGCCCUCCUGGACCACCUGGACCACCAGGUCAAAAGGGAGAUCCAGGUGAGCCUGGUCCUGAUGGAUCUCCAGGGGAGGAUGGUAUUGAUGGUUUGAUUGGGGCUAAGGGUGAGAGGGGCCCUCGUGGUAAUCCUGGACCAAAGGGUCAGCCAGGGCCUAGUGGACCACCAGGGCGAACUGGACCUGGACUGCCUGGACUUCCUGGAGCAGCAGGCCCCAUUGGGUUUCCUGGACAAAUUGGGUCUACUGGGUCAAAGGGUGUCAUGGGAAGUCCUGGACCUCCAGGAAUACCCGGACCUCCAGGAAAGCCAGGUCCACCAGGAAAGUUUUUGGGUUUAGAGGAAGGCAGUGCUGACUUCCAGUGUCCAACCAACUGUCCACCUGGGCCAAAAGGUCCUCAGGGCUUACUGGGAGUGAAGGGACAUAAAGGUCGCACUGGGGUACUAGGAGAUCCAGGUAGCAUUGGAAGAGUGGGUACAAAGGGUGGAGUCGGCAUCUCCGGUGAACAAGGAAUACCAGGCCCUCCAGGUCGUGAUGCUACAGAUCAACACAUCGUUGACGUAGUCCUGAAGAUGCUGCAAGGUGAAUAA